GUGAUCUAAACCAUAGGACCCAUUUGAUAAUUCUCAGAAAAAAGAGAGAGAGGACCCACCUGAUUGACGGCUUAGAUCUCUCUCACUCUCUCUACAGUUGUGCAGACAUGGAGCAAUUGAUACAAGAGCAAUGGAUACGAGUGGAGCCAUGGGUGCAUCAGUUGAAGCAAUGGGCAGAUCAACUGAUGGAAUGGGUUCAGCGGCAACCAGCAGCGCAACUCUACGCUACUUUUGCUGUUUUGUUCCUUUCAUCCAUCCUUUUCUUGUUGGUCCGUGUUCUCAAGCGCACAAAGUCAAACACCAUAGUGCUAGCUGGUUUAAGUGGCAGCGGAAAAACAGUUCUUUUCUACCAGCUUCGAGAUGGCUCCUCACAUCAGGGUACUGUUACGUCAAUGGAUCCAAAUGAGGGGAGUUUUGUGCUGCAUUCUGAAUCCGAAAUGAAGGGAAAAAUAAAGCCGGUCCAUGUUGUCGAUGUUCCUGGGCACUCUCGGCUUCGACCUAAGCUUGAUGGGUUCUUGCCGCAAGCAGCUGGCCUCGUUUUUGUUGUGGAUGCCUUAGACUUCUUGCCAAACUGUCGAGCAGUUGCGGAGUAUCUGUAUGAUAUUUUGACAAAGGCAGCUGUCGUGAAGCGGAAAAUCCCAUUGCUCAUUGUAUGCAACAAGACUGAUAAAGUGAGUGCUCACUCCAAGGACUUCAUCAGGAAGCAAUUGGAAAAGGAAAUAGACAAGCUUCGGGUGUCGAGAACCGGUGCGUCAGAAGCUGAUAUAGCAGAUGAAUUCACACUCGGUGUGACUGGAGAGCCCUUUGCAUUCUCACAGUGUCUUAACAGGGUGACAGUCGCAGAAGCCUCAGGUUUGACGGGCGAGAUAUCUCAGUUGGAGCAGUUCAUUAGGGAUCAUGUUAAAUAUUAGACUUUGCACCCUCACGCAGCUCAUUUGCAGCCCCUUUCAGAAUUGGCUUUUGCAUUUUCCAUUGCAGAGAUCCCCAACCAUUUCCCCGUACUUGAUCAGCUAAGGAUUUCAGGUUUUGCAUUUCUUUUUU
Molecule: messenger RNA, 1041 nt
Organism: Magnolia sinica
Lineage: Eukaryota; Viridiplantae; Streptophyta; Magnoliopsida; Magnoliales; Magnoliaceae
Exons: 6
Coding region: 108-911 (267 amino acids)
Biological process (GO): protein targeting to ER
Cellular component (GO): signal recognition particle receptor complex
Source: RefSeq, a predicted model, not a curated record